AUGUUCAAAUUAAAAAUACCGCCGUCCCUCUACGCGAGCCUCUUGGAAACCCUCGACGUCCUCCACGAAUCCUUCGGAAUCGGCGGAGGCUCUUCUUCCUGCACCUCAGAACCGAAUUCUAGAUGUGCCAGCCCUACACCAGUGCAAAGGGCUCGUCUGGACGAGUGCAGGGAACAGGAGGCCCUCGACAGGGAGCAAUUGGAACAGAUGAGAGAGUUGCUGAGAUUGCAUGCUUUGGAAACUGGAGAUCUUAUACACAGGUUCCAUUUAGAUAGACUGAAGGAGCAGGAAAGUAUGCAGGACACUCCUUAUGGCAUUUUGACUGUUCGUUGCCGAUUGCAAAAUACACAUCUUCGAGUCGAGAUCAUGAGUGCGAGGAAUUUGAAGCCGACGGAUAGCAAUGGUUCGUGUGAUCCAUUCGUACGAGUCAGCUUAUUACCCGAAGACAGAUUUGUUGGUGUAUCGAAACCAAAAACCCAAAGCCAAAGUAAAACUAUGUUCCCUUUGUUUGAUGAAACAUUCAUCAUACAAUUAUCAGAGGAACAUUUAGCCAUAGAAGAUGCCUUAAUAUCGUUCAAUGUUAAAGAUAAAGAUUUCUUAGGUAUGUCGAAUCAAUUAUGGCCGAAGCCUUAUGAACUGUCGGAUGUACCAAGGGAUUCUGAUAGCGAUGAACAGACUCAUUUGACUUUGAGCAGACCCACUGCCUAG
Messenger RNA from Ctenocephalides felis (cat flea), 708 nucleotides. RefSeq names its product protein unc-13 homolog 4B-like. The transcript is spliced from 5 exons. NCBI's taxonomy places the organism in Eukaryota, Metazoa, Arthropoda, Insecta, Siphonaptera, Pulicidae. The coding region runs from base 1 to 708 and encodes 235 amino acids. The record is from RefSeq and is a predicted model, not a curated record.